CUGCAUGUAGCAAUUGUUUAAGGGAAUGGCAUGUUUCAGAUUUUCCUAAUCUUCUUUGUAAACAUAUGUGUCAGAUAAUUAAUUACCAUCGCUCACACAGUAUAAAUAGCAUCGUCUGAAUGCUCUGGAAACUACACCUAUAGCAACUGCCCUGCUACAGCUACCAUGAAAGUACUUUUGGCUCUCGGUGUUGUGCUCGCAGUCUCUGUUGCACUGUCCAGCGCUUUCUGCUCUAAGGAUUUAUUGAAACUGGAUUUGAAAACAAGACAAGCAGCCUGUGAGGAAGGAGGAAAACAGUACAAAAUAGGCAGCACUUGGACUUCAAGAUGUAUGUCAUGCUCAUGUUCGAAGACUGGCAUGACAUGUUGUUCACUGGUGAACAUCCCAUCUGAUUAUGAUAAAGAGAACUGUGUCGCUAUUUUAGAUGAGGAAACCUGUAGCUACAGAGUGACCAAAAAGGAUAACCCAUCUGAAGAAUGUGAAGUCAAGGCGAUGGUCGGAUAAAACAUCUCACAGCAUCCUUCAGUCAAGCAUAUGGGUGUAUUAACAUGAGUCAUUAUUUCAAGUUUUGUUUCCCUUUUUUUUUUAUUAUCUCUGGCGCAGUUGUGAAGUGGCAAAAAAUUACUUUACAUACUAUGCUCUGUUUCCACCAUCUUUCUAAUCACCAUUAUUUCUUCCUGUUUGACUUGAAUCGACCAGUUAUUCCAGCUUUCUCAUACUGAAAAAUAAUAAUGUACCUAAUAAGUCUAUUCAAUAAAUCUCAAUCAUCUAA
This is a messenger RNA of Bufo bufo (common toad), 772 nucleotides long. Its product is annotated as beta-microseminoprotein-like. The coding region runs from base 166 to 504 and encodes 112 amino acids. The record is from RefSeq and is a predicted model, not a curated record. Lineage: Eukaryota; Metazoa; Chordata; Amphibia; Anura; Bufonidae. The transcript has 4 exons.